CCCCUUUUUUGUCGUUCUGGAAGGUGUGCCAGAGGCCUCCCGUUGUCUUUUGUUUCCAAACCUCGGCUGAUAGACAGCUCCUUUUAAAGUAAGGAUGGAACCGCUGAAAGAUGCUUCCGCUGCUGUAACCAGUGCUGAAAAUCCAAAGAUCAAAGAAGAGGUACUAAGUAGCGAUGAAUAUAAUUGUCCUGAAAAAGUUGCAACAAGUCGCAAGUCUGCAAGUGGAGAAGAACGAGAAUUCAAGGUGACAUUCGGUAAAGAUGGAAGGAAGCAUCUAGUGAGAGGCAGACUUACCGACAGUCUGUUUAGUGCCCUCAGGUCUAAUCAUCUUGUUUGUGCCUGGAUGGACAGAAACAAGAGAAAAGAGUUCCACUUAAAAGAGAAGAAAGAGUCUUGGGAUUGCUUCAUCAAUCUGGGAAUGCCUUUAAAGUAUGUACCUGAUGGCUCACUAUUUGAAAUGAAGUCCUACAAGCUAACUGAUGAAGUAUGGUAUCGCCAAUAUGACGAUAGGAAAGAAUGUAUAUUGUUCUAUGUCCAAGGAAAAGGUUCUAGAAUGGAAAGCCAUGGAAAACAAAGCCGUACGGUAAUAAAAAACGGCAGCCUAAUUAACGAAUAUUGCACAUUUUGUAUCUUUGCCCCUAAAGAAGAAUCGAUAAAAGAUGCCCUGUGCAAUGAUGGCCGCUUUCUGCCAUUGCUGAAAGAAGAGAAUUGGACACUGGUAAAAAAAGGAACAAUCACAGAAAACAAUUACUUAGUUAAGAUCUUAUCAGAUCAACCAGAUGAAGUUUAUGAAAUUCACGUGGAGUCUAAAAAAGGUGCCAGAUACAGUGGUGAUCUAAACAAGAAACAGAAUGAUUUAGACUUGGCGGGGGGGCAGCUGAGUACCCUUGAAAAGCCACAGGGACAGCCGGACUUUGAGGAGGGACAACUCAGUGCUUCUAAAACACAACAGCCACGGCCAGACUAUGAGCAGGGACAGCUCGGUACUUCUAAACUACAACAGCAGCAGGAGUUUGAAUACCAGCUCCUGCAUUUGUAUCCUAAGCUGAAGAAAGAAGGGCAAAAGGUUUUCAAAUUUUUGACACUUAAUAACAAGGACUUUGAAGUUUGUAAGAAAAACUUUGGAAAGGAGGUAAAUGACUCUCUUUCAGCUAUGUUGAUGGAGACACUUGUUACCCGUAUGAAUUCAGUUGGAUAUAUAGAUUGGAAGAAUGACUUAGGAUGCGUUCAAGGGUCUGCAACUUGCUUUGUUCUCCAUGGUAGAUAUAUAUUAACAUGUCACCAUGUAGUAAAGUCGAUAGUUGGAGAAAGAACUGAAGCAAAGGACUGGGGAAAGAGAAUCAAGCAGUUAGCCCGUGUAACUUUCUCUUAUAAAAAAGAGCAUCCUCCUAGAGAAAAGUGGUUCUCAUUGGAAAACUGGUUUGAAAUAUCAGAUGAGGAUCUUGAUUUUGCUGUCCUGAAAUUGGAAGAAAAUGAAAGUAAAAGUCAUCCUCCACCAGGACUGUUGCAAUUUCAUUCCCCACCACCACCAAAUGGUCCCAUUUUUAUCACAGGUCACCCAAAGGGAGGAAUCAAGUCUACGGAUGUUUGUGUUGUUGUCAGUGUAUUUGAGCGUGGCAAUGAAUAUAGCAAUCAUUUGCAGCAACAGCAGAAAAUUGAAUGCAGCAAAUAUGUGUGUGGUUACAACUCAGAAAAAAAAUGCAUCCAUACGUAUAAUCCAAAAGGUUUUGACCACAAAAAAAAUAGUCCUCAUCUUGUCACUUACAAUACCUGUUUUUUUGAGGGCUCAUCGGGUUCACCGGUGUUUGACAAAAAUGGGCAACUUGUUGCUAUGCACGCUGCUGGAUUUGCUUAUAAAAUGAGAAACAAAGAGUGUAGCAUAAUUGAAUGGGGCUAUUUAAUUUGCUCAAUCAUUUUAAAAAUGCAAUCCAAAUUUAAAUCUUGGUUUGAUUCUACAUUUCCUCCUGAUACAAGUGAAGAUAGUUCACAUGUGGAUGCGUUUCAGAAUGAGGCAGAGGAGAAAAUGGAUUGUAGUUAAUACAUUGUCAAAUAUAUUUGACUUCUC
Molecule: messenger RNA, 2065 nt
Organism: Protobothrops mucrosquamatus (brown spotted pit viper)
Lineage: Eukaryota; Metazoa; Chordata; Lepidosauria; Squamata; Viperidae
Gene: FAM111A
Product: family with sequence similarity 111 member A
Exons: 3
Coding region: 95-2038 (647 amino acids)
Source: RefSeq, a predicted model, not a curated record